Molecule: messenger RNA, 1140 nt
Organism: Pieris macdunnoughi
Lineage: Eukaryota; Metazoa; Arthropoda; Insecta; Lepidoptera; Pieridae
Source: the annotation of a GenBank genome assembly
AUGAAACUGCUUUGCAUAUUCGCCGUAUUUCUUGCUAUUUCGUUAGCGGACGAAAUAAAGCCUGAAGAAAAUAUUGAGAGCCUGCUUGGAUUGCCAUCAACGGAAGUCGAACCUAAACCAAUCGUCAUAAGCGAGACGCCAAGAAGAAAAAUAAAACGCCGCGUUGUGCGACCAAGGUUCUACGGUUCAAACACUCCUCAGAACAACUACAACCAACCACAGAACAAUUACAACAACCCCCAGAACAAUUGGUCAAACAAUCAGGAUACCUGGAACAAACCAGACCCUCAGAACAACUGGUCAAACAACCAGGAUUCAUUGAACAACGGUUAUCCUUCAAACAACUGGGAAAAGCCCACCAGUGCGCCAGUCCAACCUGCUUGGACCACAAGUGCUCCGGUACAGUCCACAUGGCCUCAGGCUCCAGCAUCCACUUCUUCAACCACUACACCUAUCCCAGUUAUAAAGAACGAACACACGAUUGGUGAUAAUGGAAGCUACAAAUACGAAUAUGAAAUCGCUGACGGCACUCACGUUAUGGAGGAAGGUUAUGUGUUAAACCCCAACACUGAGAAUGAAAUUGUAGUGAAAAAGGGCAUGUACUCAUUCAAGGCUGCUGAUGGCAAAAUAUACACAGUUACCUACUGGGCUGACGAUACUGGUUACCACGCAACUGGUGCCCACUUACCAACACCCCAUCCUAUUCCAGCAGCGAUUCAGGAAUCCCUUGACGCCCAAGCUGAAGCUGAGAAAAAUAAAGAGCAAGCGCUUAACCCACCUAAGCCAAUCAAACCACCAACCCAAAUAAAACCCCAGCCCCAACCUCAGCCAAAGCCACAACCCCCACAGAAAUACCCCAAUCAAGAAUCAACCUACCCCGGACAACAGCAAAACUGGCAACAAGGCUAUCCUAACCAACAACAAAACCAAGGUUAUCCUAGCCAACAGCAAAACCAAGGCUAUCCUAGCCAACAACAAAACCAAGGCUAUCCUAGCCAACAACAAAACCAAGGCUAUCCUAGCCAACAACAAAACCAAGGUUAUCCUAGCCAACAGCAAAACCAAGGCUAUCCUAGCCAACAACAGACCUACCCUCAAGAACAACCAAACUUCUACCCUCCUCAAUCAUAUGGAAAGUAG